This is a messenger RNA of Tetrahymena thermophila SB210, 8037 nucleotides long. RefSeq lists its product as hypothetical. The transcript has 11 exons. The record is from RefSeq and is a predicted model, not a curated record. Lineage: Eukaryota; Ciliophora; Oligohymenophorea; Hymenostomatida; Tetrahymenidae.
AUGAAUUAGCUAAUAUUUAUUAUGUUAGUGUGGUUGAUAAUUUCAUAGAGUUUUGAAUAAUAUUGGGUAAGGAGAAAGAUAUCUUUUAAAAGUAAUAAUUUUUUAUUUAUAAAUAAAUAAAAAGAAAAUAAAUCAUAAAAUAAGAAAACCUUAAAUAAAAAGAUUGAAAAAGGAAAAAGGUUUAUUACGAUCGUUGUAGAGAAACAAUACAUAAUAAAAAACCAAAUGAAUCAACAAUCAUAAUUUUUAACUCAGUCUAGGCAAACUCCCACUAGAAGUGUUAAUGUUCGUUCUCCUUCAAAAAGUGGAAUCAAGUCACCCACUUAUCGCGGAGACUAUGCCUAAACACGCAAUUUACCCUCAACUAAUCCCAUUCGCGCUCCCACUCCAGAUUUGAUGCCCCGUCAUGAACGUAUUUCUUCCACUGCUGUUCCCAACGGACUUAGAUUUACUACAAAGAAAAAAUAAAACCUUUCUGUAUCUCCUCAAAGAGGUGGUUUCAGAGACGUUGAUGAAAUUACUGAGCAAUUCAAUAGAAUCCUUAAAGAAAAGAAUGAUUAGAUUGAUUAGUUGAAGAGAUAACUUAACGACCCUGAAGAAAAUGUUAAGAGAGCUGCAAAUAGAGGUGGACCAAGUGAAAACGAUGUAUCCGAGUUAAUUUAGUAGCUCUAAAACUUAAAUGUUGAAUUAACUAAAUCCAGAUAGAAUGAAAUUAGACUCAGUGCUAUGGUUUAGAACUAUGAAAAUUAAAUCAACAAGUUAAGUGAUGCCAACUUGAAACUCUCACAAGAAUUAAAAGAAGUUGGUGAGUAAAACCAAUACCUCGUAUCUCAACUUUAAGGCUAAAACCCAGAAAGCAGAAUCAGAGAAAUAUAAAUCAAGCACGCUGAAGAACUUAAUAAAUUACACGCCUAAUUAAGAGAAGCUUAAUUAAAUGCUGAAAGAAACUAAAAUGAUUAAAUCAACUAAUUGAGAAAGCAAAAUCAAGAAUUAGUCAACGAAAUCGAAAGAUUGACUAGCUUGAUCAAGACUCUCUAGCAAGAAUUAUCUGCUAAGGGUGAUACCACCUAGUUGAAUAUCAUCAUUUAGUAGAGAAACUAAGAGUUAGAUAAUUGGAAGAACAAGUACAACCUUCUUGCUGAAGAAAGAGCUAGAAUGGAAGAAAAGAUUGUUCAAGCCUAAACUGAAAUUAUGCGUCUUGAAAAGUAAGUUGAAAUUUGGAAAGAUCACUGCAACAAGAUUCAAUAAUCUCAUCCUAACUAAGACUAAAGAAUCUAAGAAUUACAAAACAAGAUUGCUGAUUACGAGUCAAAGAUCAACUAACUUGCUAUCGACAAUCAAAGAUUAAACUAAUUAAUCUAGAUUAAGGAUGAAGAAGCUGAUAAAAUCAAAAGAGCUUCCAGACAAAGCAAUGUCGAUUAACGUACUUAUGAUUCUCUUUAAAAUGAAAAUUACUAAUUGAAGAACGAUCUUUCUUCUAAGGAAUUAUUGAUUGUCUAGUUGAAUCAAAGAAUCAGAGACUUUGAAGGCAACGGUUAGAAGACCACUCAAGAAUUAACUCAAAAGAUCUUCAUUUUAACUAAUGAAUUAGAUAAUGUCACUUCCCACUUGAAGGCUCGUAACUAAGAAUACGAAGACUUGUCUAAGAGAUACAACUAAUUACUCUAACAAACCAACUAAAUGACCCAAUCUGGUGAAUUCAAAUAUCAAGAACAACUCAGCAAGUCUAUUUAAUUAGGUCAAGAAGUUGAAAAAUUAGCUGCUCUAACCAGAGCUUAAGCUGAUGAAAUUAAAGACUGGAGAAAUAAGUAUGCUGAUUUGGAAUCUAGAUACAACUAAUAGAUCAUCCUUAUUAGCUAACAAACCAACUAGGAAGUUUAUAGAAGACAAAUCUAAGACUUAGAAGAUUAACUUAGAAGAAAGACUGCAGAAGCCAAUGAAUGGUAAUAGAGUUUCACCAAUCUCUAGGCUCAAAAGGAAAGAGAACUCAAGAACCUCAUGGAAACCUUGAAAGAUGAAAUUAGAAAAUCAAGCUCUAGCUUAAAUCUUUAAAACGACUACAAUAAGCUCAAGGACCAAGUUUAAUUAUUAACCCACUAAAUCGAACAACUCAAUAAGAUUAGUAUCGAAAAGGACAAUGAAAUUCGUCUUUUGAGAAACUAGGCUGGUAACGAUGCUUUAUACAGAGAAAAGAUUAUUAAUAUGGAAAACAAACUUGUUCAACUCACUUCUGAAUUAUAAAACUAGAUCAAUUUGAACUAAAUCAAGGAAAGUGAAAUCGUUUCUUUGAAGCGUUAAUUGGAAGAAGCACGUGGCAGAUACAGUGCUGACAUUGAAACUUAAUUGAUUCAACUAAGAUCAUAAGUUACCACUUUACAACAAUUAUUACAAUAAAAGGAUGAAAUCAUUAAUGAUUUACAAAGAAAGCUUGCUGAGCACGAAGAUCCCGUCAAGAGAUCCAAGAAAGAUAAUGAAACUUAAAGAUUACUCAACUAGAUCCAAGAACUUACUUUUGAUAACCAAAGAUUAACUAAAUUGAACAAUGAAUAAGCAGUUACUAUUGACUAACUCAGAAGAGAUCUUAUCAAUUUACAAUAACAAUCAUAGAAUGUUGUUGAACAAAAUAGAAAAAUUGAAGCUCUUCUUUAUUAGAUCGAAGUUCUUGAAAAGUAACUCAGAGCUGUCGCUGAAGAAAGAGACAACCUUAAGAGAUAAUUGUUAGAAACCGAAACUCUCAGACAAAAACUCAAGGAAUAAGAAGCUCGUGAACUCUACUUGUAAGAAUAAAUUCGUAAUUUGGUUGCUUAAUUAGAAAAUGCUUAAACUGAAAAUGUCAAGAGAGCAGGAAAGGAAAGCCAAAUUAACCAAUAACAAGUCCGCAUCAACGAAUUAGAAAAUUUGAUUUAAGUCCUCAGAGGAGAAAUCGAAAAGCUUAACAAUAUUAUUCGUAUGAAGGAUUAAGAUUUAGAUUCUCUCAAGAGAGAAUCUAACAGAAAGAGUGUUGUUGAUGCCGAGAAACAAUAGCUCGAAAAUAAGAUUCUCUUAUUAGCUAGUGAAAUUGAUAGAUUAUCUAGAUCUCUUCAAGACAAGCACGAAGAAGUCAAUCGUUUGAAAUCUAUUAUUAUUGAGAAGGAUAGCUAACUCUAGUCUCUUCCUCAAUUACAAAGCAGAAUUGCUCUCUUGUAAGAUGAAAAUAAUAGAUUGAAUGCUCAAAUCAAGCUCUUAACUGAAGAAAACAUCAGAAAGCUCACUGAUGAAAACAUUUAACUCCGUUAACGCUUAAAUGAAAUGGCUGACUUUGAAAGACAAAAGAAUGAACUUGAAAACAAAAUUUAAUUAUUGAUUUCCGAACGUGAACGCUUAAAUGGUAUCAUCACCACCAUGACUUAAGAAAAGCUUUCCCUUCAAGCUCAAUUGAAUGACUAUGCUCAAGGUGACCGCAUCAGAAAAGAACUUGAAUACCAAAUCGAAUCUUUGAAGAGAGACAAGCAAAGAUUAGAAGAAGGUCUUACUAACUUGGCCAAUGAAAACAAUGAAUUGAGAUCUCGUCUUUAACAAUUAGGUGAUAUGGAUAGAGUCAGAGGUGAAUUAGAAAAUAAGAUCAAUCUUUUGAUUCAAGAAAAUGAUAGACUCCGUGCUGCUUUGGCUGCUAAGAAUGAAGAAAACACUAAAUUAAUUUUGAAGAUUAACGAUUUAUCCAACUUAGAAAAGCUUAGAGCUGAUCUUGAAGGAAGAAUUAAGAUCUACGGAGAAGAAAACCAAAGACUUAAUGAUAUUAUCAGACGUUUAACUGAAGAUAAUACUAGCUUGUAGACUCGUAUUGCUUAAUUAAGCAAUAUCGAACAAGUCCGUAUCACUUUAGAAGGCUAGAUCAACUUGUUAGUUGCAGAAAAUAAGCGUUUGAAUGAUUUAGUCCGUGCUAAGGAUGAAGAACUUGUCUAGAUUCGUGACAUCAAGACUAGAUUCGAAUUAUUCUAAUUGAGAAACAUCGAUGCCUUAGCUAGAUUGACUAUCACUAUGGCUGAAUUAGAAAGAGUUUCUGCUUAAAGUGUUGAAAAGACUAAUAAGAUUAUUCAAUUAGAAUAGCGUUUGAGAGACAACACAUUAGAAUAUUAAAACCAAGCUUUAUAACAAAAGGUUAAUCUUUUAACUGAAUAAAUCGAACGUUUAGUUAGAGAAUUAGAAAAUGCUCGUAACGAAUUAAUCUAGGUCUCUAGAAAGUGCCAAAGCUUAGAAAUCGAAAAGCAAACUUGGGAUGCUCAAAGAGCUCAAUAUGAAUAAACAAUUGCUUAAUUGCAUGCUGAAAUUUAACGUUUAAGAGAACAAGCUGAUGAAGGUGAAAAAGUCAAGAGAAGUAAACAAAACUAAGAUAACAGAGUUGCUCAAUUAGAAGCUGAAAAUAAGUAUUUAUAAGACCAACUUGAAAAGUUAAGAAAUGAUAACAACCAACUUCUUUAACAAGUCAGCUAACUCACAUUAACUCUUCAAUAAUUACAAGCUAAAUUAAAUGACAACACUUUAUAAAUUUAAAACUAAGAACUUCAAAAUAGACUCAAUGCCAAGACUGCUGAGCUUGAAAGAGUUGCUCAAGAACUCUAACGUCUUAGCUAAUUAAUCAAUGAAUUAACUUUAGAAGUUAACAGACUUAAAUCUGAAAAUGCUGGAUUUGAAGUUACCAAGAGAGCUCUUGAAGGCAGAAUCUAAGAACUCGCUUCUAGAUUGGAAAUGUUGACUGGUGAAAUCAAUAGACUUAACUAACUCAAUGGUGAAUUAUCUUACAAGCUUUCUUCUUCUGCCACUAUCAACGAAAGAUAUGCUAGACUUUCUGAUGCCUAUGUCCUCUAAUGCGCUUUAUCUGAAUCAUUGUCCAAAAAGGUUUCUGACCUUAUUGGUUUCCAAAACGAAGCAGAUGAACAUAGAAAGAGAGCUUAACGUCAAAGUUAAGAUAACGAAGCUCUUAUUCAAAGAAUUAACUAACUUGAACAAUUAUUGGCUGAAAAAGAUAGAGAAUUACAAAACUUAAAGGUAGCCAGCUAAAAUGUUAGCAUCCUUCAAAUGUAACUCCAAUAAUCUAACCAAGAUAAAGAAAAUUUAAUUAAGAGAAUCAGAGAAUUAGAAAAUAUUCUUGGAGAAAGGGAUAAAGAAAUUGCAGGUUUGAGAAAUGCAAACAGUUAAGUCAACCUCCUUCAAAUUCAAAUUUAAUAAUACGAAAACUAAAUUAACGACUUGAAGCGCAGACAUGCUGAUGAACUCGAAAAUGUAAAGAGAUAAUACGAAGGUCUUCGUCAAUCUACUGUCAAUAGAGAAAUCAAUGAGCUCACAGUUAAGUUCAACAUUCGUAUCCAAGAACUUGAAAGAGAAAUCCAAAAAUACAAAUCUCUCUCAGAAUAAUAUGAAAAUGAAUUACGUGCUCAACGUCAAUAAAACUCUGAACUUCUCCAACGUUUGGUUGAUGCUGAAAACCGUGCUCGCGAUUCUGAUGAAUAAGUCAAACGCUCUAGAGCUGGUCAAUAAUAGGUCAAUAAUUUGGAAGAAAAUCUCAGAUUCGUAACUGCUGAAUUAGAAAAGUAGAAGAACCUUUUAGCUGAAGAAAAGAAUAAGAAUGCCUAACUUGAAAGUCAAAAAUCUAUUUUAGCUAUGGAAAUCGAACGUCUUAACACCAUCUUGAAAGAAAAGCUCAUUUUAAUCGAAGACUUCUAACGUCGUGAAGCUGAAUAUGAAAACUAAUUGAGAGAAUUGCAAGCUAGACUUGCCUCUGUUGCUGAAUUAGAAAGCAAACUCCAAUUCUUCAACAACUAAAUCUAGACAUUGAACUUCAGCUUGGAGUAAAAGGAAAAGGAAAAGCAAGCACUUGGUCAACAUUUAGUUGAACUUCAACAAACUAUUGAAUAAUUAAGAGCUGAAAAUACUUAAGUUGCUGCUUUCAAAUACUAAGUUGAAAAUCUCUCACGUGAAAACGAAGCAUUAAAAUAACGUCUUGUUGAACAAUAACAAACUAUCGACAAGUUAAGAGCUGAAGCUUCAUAAUUCGCUUCUCUUAAGUUCUAAGCUGAAAACUUAUAACGUGAAAAUGAAGCUUUGAAACAACGUCUCGUUGAACUCUAACAAACUGUUGAUAAACUAAGAGCAGAAGCUGCUUAAUUCGGAAGUCUUUAAUACUAAGUUGAAAAUCUCACUCGUGAAAAUGAAGCAUUAAAGCAACGUUUGGCCUAAACAGCAGAAACUCUUAGCUAAUAAGUAGCUCAAAACAGCGAACUUUAAAGAAGAGUUCAAUAACUAGAAAGCGAACUCCAAUUACUCAAGAUGUAAUUAGAAGGUGAACGUGAAGAUAACAAGGUCAAGAGAAGCAGAAACGAUAAGAAUAAUGAAGAUCUCUAAAAGGUCAUCCAACAACUCCAAUAAGAAAUUGAAAAUUUAAGAAGAGAAAUUUAAGCUCGUGAUUAGAAGAUUGCUGAACUCUCAAAUGCAAGCUACACCAUUCAAAUACUCCAACAUGAAAAGGAAGAUUUGAUCAGAAAGUUAGAUGCUAUUAGUUAGGUAUAUGCCAAAUCUUAGACUGAUCUCUAAAACAGUCUCCAAAAGGUUGUUGUCCUUUCAGCUCGUGUUGAAAGCUCUGAUGAAGCAAACAAGAAUCUUACUGCCUAAGUUCAAAUUCUUUCUCAAUCUUUACAAAAUAAGGAUUAAGAAUUAAGAAACUUGAUGAUUGCUUACUAAGAACUCCAAGUUAAAUUUGGUCAAGAAUAAGAAAAUUCUCGUCGUAGCUCUUCAAUGGCUUCUUCCAAGUUCAUUCAAGAAAGAGUUUAAUUGGAAGCUGAAAUUAACAGACUUAAAAACGAAUUAGCUAUCAUCGAACACAAGCAUAACCUCACAAUUGAAGAAAUCAAGCGUUAGAUGGAAGUAUAGCUUUCUGAAGAACUCAGAAAGUAACUUGCUGCUGCCAAGGCUGAAUAUGAAAGAAGAUUAAACGAUGCCCUCAACGCUCAACAACAAUAAUACGAAGAUGACCGUGUCAAGAGAUCUAAAUAACAACAAAAGGAAAAUGAUGAUCUUAAGAACUAACUCUAAUUAACUAUAUAAAUGCAACUUGAAUAACAACUUGCUGAAGUUAAGGCUAGAAUGGAAGCUGAAAGAAGAAGACUUGAAGAAGAAAAUGCCAUGCUCAGAGCCAGAGUUUAAUAAUUAGAAGACUAAUUGUAACAUGCUUUGGUUAACGAAGAAGAAAUCUUAAAAUUCAAGGACUUGAUCCAAUAACUUCAAAUGCAAAAACUUAAGGAUAUCUCUGAACUCUAACAAAAAUUAGAAGAAUACAGAAGCUUACACGUCAAUGCUGGUGGUUCUCUUCAAGAUGCAAUCAAGACAUCCUUCCAAACUGAAAUUCAAUAACUCAGAGACAAGGUCCAAUAACUCAACUAGAUUCUCGAAGUCAAGAGCAAGGAAAAUAACGAGCUCUAAAGUGCUAACCUCAACCUCAUGAGAGAAAGAUCAGAAAUAAAGAAAUCUAUGACAUCAUCCAACUCUAACAUUCAAUUCACCAUGGAAAUUGAAUCUCUCAAGAGAUAACUUAUUCAAUCUAAUGAUAGAACUUAAGAAUAUGAAGCCAGAAUUAAAUCUUAUGAAGGUAAACUCAAUCAAUAUGAAUUACAACUUUCUUAAGUUGUUAAUGAACUCAAGCAAACUCAAGAUAUCCUCAAUAUUAAGAAGAUGGAAAGAGACAAUGCUUUCAAUCAAAUGGAUUAACUUAAGAGCUAGACCCUCAGCAUGUCACAAGCUUUAUCUCAAGGAAGCAACGAUGUUGAUCUUUAAAAUAUUGUUUUCUUAAAGAAGGAAAUUGAGAAUUUAACUGUUGAAAAAGAAAUGUAUAAGUCCUAAUCAGAAAAGAACUAUGCUGAACUCAAUAGAAAGAACGAAGAAUUGGUUAGAAAGAUUGAAGAAUUAAAUAACGUCAAGCUCCAAUAUCAAUAAAAUAAUAACAAGAUCUAUGCCCUUGAAAAGGAACUUCUCAAAAAACUUGAAACUGAAGAAAUCCAUAUCAUGUGA